Amorphotheca resinae ATCC 22711 is the source of this 2748-nucleotide messenger RNA. RefSeq lists its product as hypothetical. Lineage: Eukaryota; Fungi; Ascomycota; Leotiomycetes; Helotiales; Amorphothecaceae. Gene Ontology annotation, biological process: transmembrane transport. The transcript is spliced from 13 exons. The record is from RefSeq and is a predicted model, not a curated record. The coding region runs from base 1 to 2748 and encodes 915 amino acids. Gene Ontology annotation, molecular function: ATP hydrolysis activity; ABC-type transporter activity; ATP binding. Gene Ontology annotation, cellular component: membrane.
AUGGAUCUAGACCCCCUCGAUCAGCCUUGGGUUACUGUUACUGUGCUUUAUUACGCCUUCCCAACCCUGGUCUUUUUCUACUUUGCCAUUUCCCAAGUGGUUACGGUCUGCACAUUACAGACACAGUCACUUCGAGUCCAGCAUCAGCGCGUUCGUCGUGAUGUUAUCCUUGCGCUGGUUUUAGUUGCUGCUGGAGCAUACAUUGCUGAAACGAUAGCCGUCGCGAUCAAGUUUAACAGGGUAUCUGAGUGGCAUCCAGGACAGGAUCGAGUGUUCUAUCUUAUGGCAUCUGCUCUCGUCUUCGGAGUUGAGGCCCUUGCCCUUAUAGAGACCAAGUAUCCCGUAUGGUAUCCGUAUUACGGUACUUGGUUGAUUGCAAUAGUGGUGGAACUCGCUUUGCUCAUUCUACCAAACGUAUUUCGAUAUCCGGAGUCCUUAUACGAUUUCGUUUUUGUUACUAUCCGAGCCUUGAGAGCAUCUGCUUUCAUCGCCCUCAGCUCUCUGUAUUUUGGACUGCGUAAUGAUAAGAAGCAAUAUGAUAAUAGCGACGCCGAACGGCAAUCACUUCUCAGCAAAACACCGAAAGUAUCCAGUUCUGAAGACACGGUAAGCGGCAGCAAUGGAUAUGGCACGACCACGGCUAUAGACACCCAGACAUCGGACGCAGCAGAUGAAAGUGACGCGGGAUCUGAAGACUCAUGGCUCGAAGAGCAGCGAAAGGUCAAAGAAUUAAUUUCAAAGCGCUUGAACCAGGAUGGCAAUUGGUUCACGUAUGCGAAAGGCUUUUCUAUAUUCUUCCCAUAUGUAUGGCCUACACGUAGCAAGGCUCUUCAGUUCAGGGCUGUCCUAGUUGCCGCGUGUCUGCUGAUAUCGAAUGCUUUGAAUGUUCUGGUACCCCGACAGAUGGGUGUGAUGGUUGAUAACCUGUCGGGGUACAUCAAAGGAGAUGGCACUCGUAACAUUUGGCUUCCGGGCCUUAUAUACGCUGUACUUCUCUUCAUCAACGGCGGUGCAGGCAUUGACUGGGUCCGGAAAUGGCUUUGGCUGCCUUUAGAACAAUACUCAUACGCCGCAAUCAGCACAGCCUCUCAAGCCCACAUGAUGAGUCUAUCAUCCGACUUCCAUGAUAGCAAGACCACUUCAGACCUUAUGCAGGCGAUAACUGGAGGCAGAUCCGUCACAGAUUUACUAGAAACGAUCUGUUUCCAGGUUGUGCCGAUGUUUAUCGACUUGGCUAUAGCUUUCGCCUAUCUCUGGUCUCUUUUUGGGCCUUUUAUGGGUUUAAUCUUGGCAGCAACAUUCGUUUCGUACCUAUAUAUUACGACAAAGCUGGUAGCCAUGAGAGCUGAAAACAGACGUCAAUAUGUCGCAGGGUUUCGGAAGGAGUGGACAAUAGGGCAUCAAUCACUCGAGGGUUGGAACACUGCUAGUUUGUUCAACAUGAUCCCCUAUGAGCGGCAUAAAUAUGAACGUGCUGUCAAAGAUCACAUGGAGGCUAAGCGCAUCUACGAACUAUCUUCGCAGUCCAUGAGUGCAGCUCAAGGGUUAGUGAUGACUUGUGGCUUAUUGGGAGCUCUCUAUCUUGCUGUGUUCCAAGUGGCCAAGGAGGGAAAGUCCAUUGGCCAAUUGACCACGUUUCUGGUAUAUUGGGGAGCAUUACAAGGUCCUUUGACGUUCUUCAGUGGCGUCUAUAGAAAUAUAUCCUAUAGUCUGAUGGAUGCCGAACGUCUUCUGGAACUUUUUCAGACGAAGCCCACUAUCACUGACCUUCCGCAUGCAAAACCAUUGAAGCUGAUCAAGGGAAAUGUCAAGUUUGACCGUGUUUCUUUUGCCUACGAUGAGCGGAAUCCGACUCUAAAGAAUGUCAACUUUGUUGUUCCGUCUGGGAAGACAGUCGCCCUUGUGGGAGAGACGGGGGGCGGCAAAUCAACCAUUCUCAAGUUGAUUGGCCGUUUCUACGACGUCAAAAGCGGAAGCAUUUCAAUUGAUGGACAGGAUAUUCGCGAUGUCACCCUUGACAGUCUUCGCGAGAAAAUAGGCGUUGUGCCUCAAGAUCCAGUACUCUUUAACGACACCAUCAUGAGUAACGUCCGCUAUGCAAGACUAACCGCGAAUGAUGAGGAAGUUUAUGAUGCCUGCAGAGCAGCUGCUAUUCACGAUAAAAUUUUGUCCUUUCCAGAUGGAUAUGACUCCAAAGUGGGUGAUCGGGGAGUGAAAUUAUCUGGAGGCGAAAAGCAACGCAUCGCAAUUGCUCGUGCCAUCUUAAAACAGCCAGAGAUUAUCCUCUUAGAUGAGGCUACCAGCGCAGUUGAUACAGAAACAGAGUAUCUUAUCCAGGAAGGCUUCAAGGCUUUGUGUAAGGAUCGAACCACCUUCGUUGUGGCGCAUCGGUUGUCAACCGUCAUGCGGGCUCACCGAAUCCUGGUCGUACUUAAUGGCGAAAUUGUUGAAGAGGGCUCUCAUGAUGAGCUCAUCCGUGCCAGAGGCAAAUACCACAACCUCUGGUCAAAGCAAACCUUUGUUAAGUCUGAAGAUGAGCAGUGCAGGUCCCGAAGCCCGCAGAUGCGCAGUGCCAACCUUAUCGAUGAUGUUGAUCGUGAUCGCGGCACCACUACAAUGACUAAAGCCCUAAAUAUAGAGGAAAACUACGAUCCUACGCAAUCUGGAGUUGGAAAGAAGCCUGUCGAAGGGCAGGAAGUUGAUAGUGGUCAAAGUCACAAACGUGAGGUGAGUGGUGGGCCAGAAUAA